AGUCGAGCAGCUGAUCCGGCAUCUGUUCGGCGCCGAUCAGCUAACCAUCAUCGUCACAGUGACAGCGAUUGUUAUAGGACUUCUAAUAGAGCUACGAAACUGCCUUGCUUCCAUGACCACAUCGGGCGAUCCGUCAGCGACUGGACCUGACAGACCGUGCGGGAUCACCGCACUGCUGCCGAGCGGUAUGUCUUGCCGGAGCCGUGCCGAAGCCUUCGCCCGAAGCUUACAGUCCCGUUUGCGGAACCUUGGCUCCCAGGGCAGCACCGGUGAUGACGAUGAUGACGAAGGUCGACUUACGGCGGAGGAGCAACAGCAGCAGCACACGGAAAACACCUGGCUAUCGGCGGGCGCGAACGACCAGACGGGCGUAACGAGUCUGCAGCCACUGCGCAUGAUUGUUGCCAACGAGGCCGACUCCUGCUUUGACUUUGGGCUGGAAGCGGAAAGCCCAAGUUCCCCCGUGGAGGAGUGCGAGUACACACGGUUGAUCGAAACGGCGACAGCCACCCCGACCAGUUUGCCCUCCAUCGCGGCAGUCAGCGAGUCGGCCGUAGUCCAAGCACCCGAAUCGGGUUACGUCUGCUCGUCGCCCUGCUCCACACCACAGGGUUCGGCCGCGAGCAGUCACAGCAGUUCGUCCGACUGUCAGUUCUACGAUCCGGACAGCUCCGACCCAGAGCAGCGAUCGGUUAGUGGGUGUGAGUACUACGAUUGCACAAUCCCGGUGGCCGGUAGUUUGCGAUCGGUGGGAACCGGACCGUACAGCUGCGCACCGCCAACGGGCGACCCUGUCCUGCAAUCCGCUGUUAAUCCUACCGGUGAACCGGCGCAGCAUGAUGACAAUAUCGCACACAAGCCCACAGCAACUACCUCAGCGAAUAAUCCCUUUACCGGCGUAAGUCUAUCUAGUCAGGCGGCGAACGGACACAUCCCGGGCUACACCACGGCCGGUGCGCUCGACAGUGACAGCUGUUCCGAGUCACUACCACCGUCACAGUCUACGGAAUCGAACAUUUCCACCUUCACGGGGAUGAGCUCGAAUUCGAACAGCACCCUGCAGGACGUCACCAUGGAACCGCUGGACGAUCAGCCGGGUGCAGAUAUCCCGGACGGUGUCCACUGCUCGGCGCCCCAUCGGAUGGGCAAUGGGCACGCGAUCAUGCCCCGCGGUACAGUCAUCAACGCCGACACGGAGCUUGGCCUGAUGGGGCGUGGGCUGAAGUACGAAGAAGACUCCGACGUGCACGGUGAGGAUGGUGCUGGCGGUGCCCAGUGCACCACCCAAGGUGCGGCAAUCCAGAUAGCGGAGGUUGAGAAAAUCCUCCAUGAUUGUACAAUGACCGAUCGGCAGGGGGAAACUGUACAGAACAAUCACGAACACAGCGCUUACAACGAUGCGGAUGACGACGAGGACCGAAAGCAGGGCCGCCGGGCGACGAUGUCGUCGGGCGACGAGGAUGAGGAGGAAACGAAACCGCAGCGUAUAAGGCGAUGCUCGUCGCUGAAAACUGGCAAAACCCCACCCGGCACACCGGGACGGAAGAAGAUCGUCCGGUUUGCCGAUGUGCUCGGGCUGGAUCUGACCGACGUCCGGACGUUUAUGGACGAGGUGCCCAAGGUGCCGCAGUCGGCGUUCGAGGACCUCACGAUCGCACCGGCGGUCGAGCAACCGAUGCCGGAGAUCAUCAGCCUCGGACCGAAGGUGGACCGUGUGCUGGUGCCACUGUUCCAGCAACCGGGCGCACUGCCCUGCUUCCUCGACCGGGUGCGCGAAAAGCAGGUCAACCUGGAAAAUGCGGCCGUUACCGAUCCGAUCACGCUCACCAUCACCGGCACGGUGCGUGUGCGCAACCUCGACUUCCACAAGUCGGUGUACGUGCGGUAUACGCUCGAUAAUUGGCGCAGCUACGCCGACCUGCAGGCCGUCUAUGCGGAGAACUCGUGCGAUGGGUUUUCGGACAAGUUUAGCUUCACGCUGCACGGCAACUCGGUGCAGGUGGGGCAGCGUAUCGAGAUGGCGAUACGGUUUCACUGCAGGGGGGAACAGUUCUGGGACAGCAACUACGACACCAACUACGUCUUCCAGUGUUUGCCGAUUACCCAACCGACGCCGAUGAUCGCGGCCCGCCCCCUGACGGAACCGUCCACCAUGUUGACCUCCUCCGAACCGGCAUGGUGCAGCAAUUUCUACUAA
Messenger RNA from Anopheles marshallii, 2197 nucleotides. It is a transcript of the gene Gbs-76A, whose product is annotated as glycogen-binding subunit 76A. Gene Ontology annotation, molecular function: glycogen binding; protein phosphatase 1 binding. The transcript is spliced from 3 exons. The record is from RefSeq and is a predicted model, not a curated record. Gene Ontology annotation, cellular component: protein phosphatase type 1 complex. Lineage: Eukaryota; Metazoa; Arthropoda; Insecta; Diptera; Culicidae. Gene Ontology annotation, biological process: regulation of glycogen biosynthetic process. Bases 113 to 2197 code for a protein of 694 amino acids.